AUGGUGUUAGCUAGCGAUAGAGAUAGCGGUGGGAAGGAGGGGAGAUUGUCGGAGGAGAGGUCCUUUCCAUUGGGAGAUGCAUAUCAACAGAAAGAUGUCAAAGUGUUCCUUUCCCUUGGAGCAGCUUUCGGACCCCAGGAUGCAAAAGAAGUUGCCAAUUACCUCUUCCAAAACUUCCUCAGUAACCAAUUUGGUCCACAGGGAAGUGUAACGCUGAACGGCAUCGAUCUUGACAUUGAAGGUGAUGGUUAUUGGGACGACCUUGUCAAGGAACUAGACGAUCUCCGACAGCAAAACCAGUACUUUUACUUUAAUGCCAAUGCACCGAUGGAAACAUCGGCAACCUCGUUAGCGCAUGGAACCAGUGGACUUCAAGCACAGUUAAACAAGUGGUUUUGGGGCUACCAGCGUCUCCCGAAGCUGCUCCAAGUGGUGGCUAUAUUUCCCCUGAUAUGCUACCUUCCCAACAGUUGA
This is a messenger RNA of Sphenostylis stenocarpa, 474 nucleotides long. NCBI's taxonomy places the organism in Eukaryota, Viridiplantae, Streptophyta, Magnoliopsida, Fabales, Fabaceae. The record is from the annotation of a GenBank genome assembly.